CAGGGUUAAAUUCACUAUAGUUUCAAUUAGAAACAUUCAAAUGACCAUAAAAACUAAAAUGAAAAUACUGUGGGCCACAGUUUUUUCAGUGUCCAGGUUUUCGUAUAUGGCUCAACAUUGUUUUCCUCAUCUAUAACAUUAUAUAAUAAUUAUAUAUACACAAUAAUGAAUAAUAUAUAACAUGCAUUUUGACAAAAAUAGAUUGUGACAAACAUUUGUGUAACAUAAUGUAGUGUAUCAAAACACAGGACAGGCUUUAACUUCUCUAAAGGUUUAAUAAAGUUUUGUUGAUUUCACGUUUUUGGAUUUGAAAAUAAUUCUUACUUUACCGGGAAACUAUUGCUAAAGUUAAAUUUGGAGCUAGCGCCGGCUAAACACUUGCACCUGGCAGUGAUUGAGAGUAGGGCUUGUUGCUUAGCAACGAAAUGCGCAUGUGCGACAGACACCAGCGGCCAGUGCACGCAAGCUGUAAGCUUAAACUGUUCUAACAUGUGUAAUAGAUAAUGUAGAGUUUCUAGAGCUGUCACACGUGCGUCUUCUCUUAUUCGCGUUUGUCUGAGGGCGAGUUUGCGGCGAAACAAUGGCCGACGAGGAGAGUGAGCCUUGUUUUCUUGCGGACGUCAGAGUUAAGUUUGUCGAGGAGAAAGUUUGCGGGCUGCUGCGGCUGCGACGUGAAACUUGGGCGAAGAGCGCGGUCCACGAAGACUUCCAGGCAUUAAUGAGGAACUUCUUCGAUAAGGAGUCCGUGAUAUUCUUCUCUGUGUCAAACCAAGGUCGCCUGGUUUCUUUUAAUGAGGUCCCACGUGCUGCUCAAAACAAGCAAAUCUACAUCCUCAAGAAGAGAAAUGGUCCCAUCAGCUCUCACAACUACAGGGAGCUGCUGCUCUUUGGCCUCCAGUCUCCAUCACCAGUGCUGCAGGUGACGACCACCGUUCAGCAGGUGUGUGUUCCACUGCUGUCAAAUAACAGUAACCAUCAUACGUGGCCAAAUCUGAUGUCCGAAGACCUCCUCCGACAUGUUGAGAGCAUGUAUCAUAAGACAUCGGUUGUACAGGGCCAGUUUUUAGGAAAGACUGUUCUCCCAAUUCCAAAGGCAACAGCUUGGAUGGAAAAUUCAUGCAAUACCUUGUAUGGCCACUAUGACAGGGCACUAGCCCAUGCCAUAGAGUCACAGGUAAUUGACUGGACCAAUUUGAUCCAGAAAGUUUUACAGGAAGAUUCAUCAGACUUGUUCAUGAUGGGCUGUAAUCCAGUUCCCAUUAAAGAACUGAAGUUUUGGUCCUCCAGGAAGUGCAAUAUACAGAACAUUUAUAAUCAGCUUCAGAGUCCCAGUGUUCAACAGAUGGCAGUGCUACUGGAGAUGAUGGAUAGCAGCUAUCAUCCCACAAUCAACAAUUUAAUUGGAAAUGUGUUUCAUGCACUACAGGAAGCCCAGGACAUUGACCUCCAUCUGCAGCCACUAUGUAAAGAACUAUCUCAACUAGAAAGGGAGCAGUUUAUUCACUUCACAAAGUUCAUCCCUUCAUUGUUUCACACACUCUUCCUGAUCUGGACAAACUGCCUAUCUUACCAAAAGCCAGCACGCUUUGUCGGGUUAUUGCAGGAACUCUGCAAUCUGCUCAUUGAACAGGCUUCCAUGUACCUUUCUAAAGAUCUCUUACUCAGAGAAGAUGCAGAGGAAAGUCUACAAAUGGUAAAGAACGUGAUAAAGGUCUUCAGACAUUUCACAGAUUGUUACCAGACCCAGAGGAUGAGGUUAGCCAGCCAUGUGAAACAUGCACCCUGGGAUUUCCCAUCUGUCAUGGUUUUUGCACGUUUCAACCAGUUCCUUAAUCGUAUGCAACAACUGGAGGACUUGUUUGAAAUCAUGCUUGACUUCCAGCGCAUGGAAAAGCUAGAGUUUGGUGGUCCUAAAGGAAAACCCUACAGCCAGCGCACUGCUGAGAUGUUCAAAGAGUUCAGUACUUCCUGCCAAGUUCUGAAGCACAGUGAAAACAACACACUUGACCUAAAAUCUCAGGUAUUUGAAAAUGAGUAUAAGGCUUUCAAAGCCUGGCUUGUGGACUUUGAGUGCCGCCUUGCUAGCCUUCUGUGCUCGGCUUUUAAGGAUUGUUCAGGACUGGAAUCGGUUUUAAAACUUGUAACUAUUGUUGCACCAUUCCUGAAGAGAAGACAAAUUAGACAGAUAUUCAGCCCCAACUUCCUUCUGCUGCAGCGACUGUUGAGAGAAGAGCUGGAAAACUGUAAAUGCAUAUUUAAUUCACAACUCAUUGAGAUGGAGAGAGGUUUGACUAAAAACAUGGCUCACACCUCUGGAGCUUUGAAGUGGGCAAAAAUGCUCAGGGAACGAAUCCAAACACCAUGGGAAAAGGUCAGAUUACUGUCUGACAUUCCUGGAGGUUUGGACAUGGUAAAGGAGUGCCACAUGUAUAUGGAGAUGUUAGGUCUUUUGGACCAGUAUGAGAAGGACAUUUACUCCAAUUGGUGUAAUAGCUUGAAAGAGGAAUGCCUGAUCAACCUGAACCAGCCACUUAUCUUGAGAGAUGCCUCAUCUGGGUUGAUCUCAGUCAACUUCAAUCCAAAGCUGUCUGAAGUCUUGAAAGAUGUGAAGUAUAUUAAACAUUUCAGUGAGAUUAAUAUCCCUGAUGUUGCAGUCACUGUCUUUGAGAAGCGUGACAUGUUUACAAAGUAUGUGAGCAAUGUGCAGCAGUUAGUACAACAAUACAAUCAAGUCAGACAGACAGUGCUAGAGGUAGAACUUCCUCUCAUCAGAGCUGAGCUGGAAUCCAUAGACCUGCUAUUGACGAGGGCUGAAACUGACCUGACGUGGCAGCAUCAGGAUUGCUGGAGCUUCGUUAGGACCAGUAAAGACGUGGUCCAAGACCUCGCAUGUCGUGUCAGUAAAGCCAAGGAAAACUGUAAAUCCAUUCAGUCAGUUAUGAAGGGAUGGAGCAAACACUCCAUGUUUUGCAGAAAAGACAGCAAGAAAGGCUCACUAAUACAGCUAGAAGACAGAAGAGAUCACGUCAACAAGAAGUACAACAGCAUGAAGCAAGAUGGUGACUAUAUCCAUGGGCUGAUACAGGAGAAUAAGGUCCUUUUCAAUGCUGACCCUUCUUCAGAAGUCUGGCUGUCUUACCUGGAAUACAUAGACGAGAUGGUGGUGGAUGGGCUCUACAGCUACAUUAGCCAAUCUCUUUACUUUUUUGUGGACAACAUGGACUCAUGGCCUAAGCAGGCCCCUCUGUUUGAAGCUCAGUUGAUGCUGAGUGGCUCUGGAAUGUAUUAUAUUCCAUCACUGGAGCGAGAUGCAGCGGAUGGCCUCUAUGAUACAAUUGAAGGACUGGUCGGAGAUAUAUUCAAAACUUCAGUAAAUAUCAGCAGAGUGGCUGCUCAUAUGGACAAGGAGAGCUACCAGGAUGUCAUGAAUGACAUGUUGGAGUUGUUGGACCUGAGACAGGAAAUAAUGGAGCGAGUAGAGAAUGUUCUGGAGAUGGCGAUACAUUACAAGAGAAAGUUUGACUGCUUCACCCAUCUGUGGCAAAACGACAGGGCUGAAAUCCUCAGCCAGUUCCUCCUGUGUGGACGUGCACCUCCAAUGGAUGAGGUAGAGGUAUAUAGAACAGAUGACCUGCCUGAGAGCCCACCCACAAUAGAUGACUUCAAGAGACAGAUAGAUUUUUAUGAAGAUCUCUAUGCUGAAAUUUCCAACCUUGAAGACUUGAGAGUGUUCAGUGGAUGGUUUCGGGUGGAUAUAAAGUUAUUCAAAGCCAGCCUUCUUAAUGCUAUAAAGAAGUGGAGCUGGCUUUUCAAAGAGCAUCUGUUGACACAUGUCACUAACAGUCUUGAUGAGCUGCAGAAGUUUGUUCAAGCCACUAUUGAUGGGCUUGGACAGCAUGUGGGUAAAGGAGUCCAGCAGAGCUUGGUGAGAGUUAUGGGUCAUCUGCUGGCUGUCAGAGAAAGACAGGAAGCAACAGACAGCAUGUUUGAGCCCCUUCACGGUACAAUAGUCCUUUUGGAACGGUAUGGUGAGACCAUACCUGAGCAUGUCUACUCCUACAUGGAGGAACUCCCUGAGAAAUGGAAUGAGGCUAAAAAAUUGGCCUUAAAGGUGAAGCAUGAAGUGGCCCCCUUGCAAAAUGAAGAAGUGGUGAUUUUACGAAGGCAAUGCAUGGCACAUGAGGUGAAACAAAGCACAUUUAGGGAGAUGUUCAGAGCCACUGGGCCCUUCCGAUACCAUGCAGUGAAUCCCUACAUUAGUCUGGACAAGUCUGAAAAAGCAAUUCAAGAUUUGGAGAAAGAACUAGCAGAGCUUCAAGAAUCCACAAAUCUCUUUGAUGUUACUGUCCCUGAUUACAAAGACAUCAAGCUUUGCAGAAGAGAGAUCACCGUACUCAAAGAACUGUGGGACAUUGUUACAUUUGUGCAGAGCAGUGUGGAGAAUUGGGGAAAGACCAAAUGGAGGCAGAUAAACGUGGACCAGAUGGAUGCAGAAUUGAGGAGGUUUGCCAAGGACAUAAGGAAUCUUGACAAAGAGGCUCGUGUUUGGGAAGUGUAUUCUGGGCUGGACCUCUAUGUAAAGAACCUUUUGACGUCCUUGUGGGCUGUAAGUCAGUUACAGAACCAGGCAGUACGAGAACGACACUGGGCGCAGCUAAUUAAAAUAACACAGAUGGACUUCAUUGUGACGGACAGCACCACAUUGGAAGAUCUCUUGGCUCUGCAGCUUCACCUAUUUGAAGAAGAUAUUCAGAACAUUGUGGAUAAAGCAGUUAAAGAAAUGGCCUUAGAGAAGCUUGUUACAGAAAUAAGUUGCACAUGGGCAUCAAUGGAGCUUUCUCAUCAACAUCAUUACCAAACAUCUUUGCCACUGCUUAAGUUUGAUGAGGAGCUUAUUGAAACUCUUGAGGAUCACCAGGUUCAGCUCCAGGGCAUCUUUCAGAGCAAGUAUGUAGACCACUUCCGGUUCCAGGUAAUGGAGCUACAAAAACAGCUGACUGUGGCUGACUCUGUGCUCACAGUCUGGAUAGAGGUCCAGAGGACGUGGGCUUAUCUAGAAAGCAUCUUUAGAGGCUGUGAUGAUAUCUGCCAACAGCUGCCUCUGGAUGCACACAGAUUCCAGGCCAUAGAUGCUGAAUUUCAGGAGUUAAUGUUGACCAGUGCUCAGACCAAAAAUGCCAUUAAGGCGACCAACAAACCUCAUCUGCUUGAGAAGUUAGAGGAUCUACAACAGAGGCUCAGCAUGUGUGAAAAAGCUCUUGCUGAAUAUUUGGAGACAAAGAGAUUAGCCUUUCCACGAUUCUACUUCAUUUCAUCUGCAGACCUAUUGGACAUUCUCUCCAAAGGCAGUCGCCCCAGAGAGGUAACUGUCCACCUCUCAAAACUAUUUGAUAAUAUGUCAAAUCUGGAAUUUGCAAACAAUAAAAUGUUGGAUAAUCCUAAAACUGUGGUGGGCAUGUACAGCAAAGAGAGGGAAUAUGUCCCACUCCAGACCAGCUGUUGCUGUUAUGGACCGGUAGAGGCGUGGCUGACCUGUCUGGAGGAGUCCAUGAAGGAAUGUGUCAAGGGUUACGUAUCUGAGGCUGUGUGUGUGUAUGAGGACAGACCUAGAGAGCAGUGGAUUCUUGAAUUUCCUGCCCAGGUGGCUCUCAUUGGAUCUCAGAUCUGGUGGAGCAAUGAUGUGGAGCUUGUAUUUAAAAGACUGGAGGAGGGAUUAGAGUCUGCUCUAAAAGACUACAACAAGAAACAGAUUUCCCAACUUAACUCACUGAUCAGCAUGCUACUGGGAGAGCUGAGCUCAGGAGACAGACAGAAGAUCAUGACUAUUUGCACAAUUGAUGUUCAUGCUAGAGAUGUUGUUAGCAGCCUCAUUGCACAAAAGGUCACCACCUCCCAGGAUUUUCAGUGGCUUUCCCAGCUUCGACAUUGCUGGAAUGAGCAGCAGUGCAACUGCUAUGUAAAUAUCUGUGAUGCUCAGUUCCUUUAUUCGUAUGAGUAUCUUGGAAAUACGCCACGUCUGGUGAUAACUCCUCUUACUGAUCGGUGCUACAUCACCUUGACUCAGUCACUCCAUAUGACAAUGAGUGGAGCCCCUGCUGGGCCUGCUGGUACAGGAAAGACAGAGACCACUAAAGAUCUGGGCAGAGCCAUGGGCAUUAUGGUUUACAUCUUCAACUGUUCUGAGCAGAUGGACUAUAAGUCCAUUGGAAACAUCUACAAAGGUUUGGCCCAGACUGGAGCAUGGGGCUGCUUUGAUGAGUUCAACCGCAUUGCUGUGGAUGUUCUGUCAGUUGUAGCUGUGCAGGUCAAAACUAUACAAGAUGCCAUUCGCUCUAGAAAGCAAAGGUUCUUGUUCCUCGAUAAGGACAUUGCCCUCAAGCCCUCUGUGGGGAUUUUUAUCACUAUGAACCCUGGCUAUGCAGGGAGGACUGAGCUGCCUGAGAACCUCAAGGCUCUUUUCAGACCCUGUGCUAUGGUGGUGCCGGACACUAAGCUUAUUUGUGAGAUAAUGCUGGUGGCAGAGGGCUUCCAUGGAGCUAAGAUUUUAGCCAGGAAGUUUAUGACUCUGUACAAUCUGUGUAAAGAAUUGCUGUCCAAGCAGGACCACUAUGACUGGGGUUUGCGUGCUGUCAAGUCUGUUCUGGUUGUGGCAGGGACUCUGAGAAGAAGAGAUAAGACAAGACCAGAAGACCAGGUUCUAAUGCGUGCCCUAAGGGACUUCAACAUGCCCAAGAUUGUGACAGAGGAUGUGACUAUCUUUUUGGGUUUACUGGGAGACUUAUUUCCAGGCCUGGAUGUGGAGCGAGAGAGAGACAGUGAUUUUGAAAAAGCCGUCCGAAAAACCACACAGGAGCUUCGACUUCAGCCUGAGGAGCCAUUCAUUCUAAAGGUGGUGCAAUUAAAAGAACUCAUGACAGUGCGUCAUUCCAUAUUCGUUGUUGGAGAUGCAGGAACCGGCAAAAGCCAGAUAUUGAAGGUUCUUCAUAAAACAUAUGUGGGUUUGAAGAAGAAGCCUGUAUGGAAUGACCUCAAUCCAAAGGCAGUAGACAGAGAUGAAUUAUUUGGAUUCAUCCAUCCUGUAACUCGAGAAUGGAGAGAUGGUUUACUUUCAUCACUGAUGCGAGAGCAGGCAAACAUCUCCCACCACGGGCCUAAGUGGAUUGUGUUGGAUGGAGACAUUGAUCCAAUGUGGAUUGAAUCACUCAACACAGUGAUGGAUGACAACAAGGUCUUGACUCUGGCCAGUAAUGAACGCGUGUCACUUACACCUUCCAUGCGACUGGUGUUUGAAGUAGGUCACCUAAGGAUGGCCACUCCUGCUACUGUUUCCAGGGCAGGAAUCCUUUAUGUUAACCAACAAGACCUGGGAUGGAACCCGUACGUUGCCAGUUGGAUUGAUCAACGAGAACGCCAGACAGAAAGAGCCCACCUCACCAUACUGUUUGAAAAAUAUGUUCCUCGUUGUCUAGAGCAGAUAAGAAACACCUUCAAAACCAUCGCGCCCAUCACAGACAUCUCUGUGGUGCAGACACUCUGUACCCUGCUGGACUGCCUUCUAACACCAAAGGAUAUUCCUUCAGACUCUCCACGUGAGCUUUAUGAAACCUACUUUGUCUUCGCUUGCAUCUGGGCUUUUGGUGGGGCUCUAUACCAAGAUCAGCUCAGUGAUUAUCGAGUAGAGUUCAGUCAAUGGUGGACCAAAGAAAUGAAGACUGUGAAACUACCGACACAAGGGACAGUGUUUGACUAUUACCUUGACCCUCAAACCAGACGGUUCCUGCCCUGGACUGAUACUGUGCCACAGUUUGAAAUGGAAACUCAUAAACCAUUACUGGCUGUUCUGGUACACACAGCAGAGACUGUGCGUCUCCACUACUUCAUGGACUUGUUGCUGGAGAGGAGACAGCCAGUGAUGCUUGUGGGGAAUGCUGGAGUGGGAAAGACUGCACUUGUCAGGAGCAAGUUGGACUGCCUUCCAGAGAGUUACAUGACUAUAAAUGUACCCUUCAACUACUACACUUCCUCCCUCAUGCUGCAGGGAAUUCUUGAGCAACAAUUAGAGAAAAGGGCUGGCAGAAGAUACUCCCCUGUAGGCAACAGAAGGCUGGUUUACUUUAUAGAUGAUAUAAAUAUGCCAGCUGUUGACAGUUAUGGAACAGUGCAGUCUCAUACACUUGUUCGCCAGCAUCUGGAUUAUGGGCACUGGUAUGACCGACACAAAUUAACAUUAAAGGAAAUACAUAAUACCCAGUAUGUUGCCUGUAUGAAUCCAACAGCUGGAAGCUUCAGUAUCAACCCGAGGCUACAGCGACAUUUCUCAGUGUUUGCAGUGAACAUCCCGUCUCCUGAGGCCCAGAAUACAAUCUUCAGUCAGAUCUUGAGUGGCCACUUGAAACAGCACCUCUUUAGUCUACAAGUGCAGAGCAGUGCCGCAUCUGUGGUCCAGGCAGCCGUAACUCUUCAUGACAAGAUGGUUCACAGUUUUCUCCCAACAGCCAUCAAAUUUCACUAUACCUUUAAUUUACGAGACAUGUGUAACAUCUUUCAGGGAAUUCUCUUUGCCAGGCCAGAAAAUGUGAAAGACAGCACUGAUCUGGCACUAUUGUGGAGUCAUGAGUCCUGCAGAGUCUACUCUGACAGACUUGUGGAUGUCAAGGACCUGCAACUGUUCCAGAAGCUCCAGAUAGAGACUGUGCACAAAUGCUUUCAGGGACUGAAAGACAAAGACGUGACAAAGCUGCCCCGUCUCUAUUGCUGCUUUGCCCAGAGGGGUGAGGGAACCUCCUAUUAUCCUGUCACAGAUUGGUGUGUGCUCAGGUCCAUCCUCACAGACGCCCUGGAGAGCUACAAUGAGCUUAAUCCAGCAAUGAAUCUGGUUCUGUUUGAAGAUGCUAUGGAACACGUCUGUCGCAUCAGCCGUAUUCUAGAGUGUCCAAGGAGUCAUGGCUUACUGAUUGGGUUCGGCGGCAGUGGGAAGCAGAGCCUGACACGUCUGGCUGCCUACAUGUCCUCUGUAGAGGUCUUCCAAAUCACUCUGAGAAAGGGUUAUACCCCUCAGGACCUUAAGAUGGAUCUGGCUGCCCUGCUCCUAAAGGCUGGAUUAAAGAACCAGCGUGUGGCUUUACUCCUAACUGAUGCACAGAUACCUGAUGAGCGCUUUCUAGUCAUAAUUAAUGACUUGCUGGCAUCAGGUCAGACGCAAGUAAUAAUGAAUUUCAGUACAGAUAAAACAUUAAACAGACCUGCACUCAAGGACUUGCUUGUCUUGCAUGGAGAAAUUCCGCAGCUUUUCAGUGAGGAUGAGAUUGAAAGUAUUGUGGCAGGUGUGAGAUCUGAGGUCCGAGCCCUCGGACUGCUCGACACCAGGGAGAACUGCUGGAAGUUUUUCACGGAUCGAAUGCAACUACAGCUCACGGUAGUACUGUGUUUGUCUCCUGUGGGCAAUGUUCUUCAUGUUCGAGCUCGUCGUUUUCCAGCCCUCGUCCAAUGUACCACCAUUGACUGGUUUCAUCCUUGGACCUCUGAAGCUCUGCAGUCGGUCAGCUACAAGUUUAUCCAAGAGAUUGAAGGCAUUGAGCCUGCUGUCCAGGAAUCCAUCAGUCUUUUCAUGGCCCAUGUUCACACCAGUGUCAACCAGGCAAGUGAAAAAUACCAGCGCAAUGAGAAGAGGUACAAUUACACCACCCCCAAGAGCUUUCUCCAGCAAAUCUCCCUGUACAGAAACCUUCUGGAAAAGAGCCAAGCUCUGCUCCAGCAUAACAUGAAACGGCUGAACAGUGGCCUUCAAAAACUCCAAACCACUGCUGCUCAGGUUGAGCAUAUGAAAACCAAACUGGCAUCUCAGGAGGCUAGGCUGACCUUUAAAAAUCUGAAUAUUGAAGCUCUAAUUACAAAGAUUGGACUUCAGACUGAGAGGGUGAGCAAUAAGAAGGAAGCUGCAGAUGUUGAGGCACAAAAGGUGGCCAUCAUACAGGCACAGGUCUCAGUCAAACAGAAGGAAUGUGAAAAUGACCUGGCGAAAGCAGAGCCGUCACUCACAGCUGCUACAGCAGCAUUGGAUACCCUAAACAAGAUAAAUCUAACAGAGUUGAAGGCUUUCCCAAACCCUCCUCUGGCAGUGAUUAAUGUAGCAGCAGCUGUGAUGGUUCUACUAGCUCCUCGUGGACGAGUUCCUAAGGAUCGGAGCUGGAAGGCGGCGCGGGCCUUCAUGGGCAAGGUGGAUGAUUUCCUUCAAACCCUUGUGUCAUAUGACAAACAACACAUACCUGAAUCCUGUUUGACUGUGGUCAAACAACAGUAUCUGACAAACCCAGAGUUUCACCCUGAUCUCGUUCGAACAAAAUCUACAGCUGCAGCCGGUCUCUGUGCCUGGACCAUUAACAUCGUUAGAUACUACGAGAUAUAUUGUGAGGUCCUUCCUAAAAGACUUGCAUUAUCACAAGCUAACACAGACCUAGAAAUGGCAACAGCCAAGCUGCUGACAGUUCAGAAGAAGCUGACAGACCUUGAUGCCAGUCUCCAAAACCUUACAGCUCAGUUCGAAAAAGCUACAGCUGAGAAAAUCAGUUGUCAAGAAGAAGUGGCACGUACCAAACAGACCAUAGAUCUAGCCAACCGACUAGUCAAAGGCUUAGAGUCAGAGGAGGAGCGCUGGUCCAAGGCUGUCGCCCAGUAUGAGAAGCAACAGAAAACUCUGUGUGGUGAUGUCCUUCUUGCAUCAGCAUUUGUCUCGUACCUGGGGUACUUUACCCGGCAGUAUCGUAUGGAGCUUUUUAACAACUCAUGGAUUCCUUUUCUCCGGUCUCAGAGGGUCUCUGUACCCUUGACAGACGGCUUGGAUCCAAUCCUCAUGAUUACAGACGAUGCCACUGUGGCUGCCUGGCAUAACCAGGGCUUGCCAAAUGAUAGGAUGUCCACGGAGAAUGCUGCCAUCCUGACCACCAGUGAGCGUUGGCCACUCAUGAUUGACCCUCAGCAGCAGGGCAUUAAAUGGAUCAGAAACCAACUGGGGUCAGAGCUGAAGGUGGUGCAGCUGGGACAGAAAGGUUAUCUAGAUACUAUUGAAAAAGCCCUCUCCUGUGGCGAAACCGUCCUCAUCGAAAAUCUGCAAGAAAAUAUAGACCCGGUCCUGGAGCCUCUGUUGGGUAGAUGUACUAUUAAAAAAGGAAGGUACAUUCGAAUUGGAAGCAAAGAGUGUGAAUACAACAGUAACUUUAAACUGAUUAUUCACACCAAGUUGGCCAAUCCUCAUUUUCCUCCUGAGCUCCAGGCCCAGACUACUCUCAUCAACUUCACGGUGACUCCCGGAGGACUAGAGGAGCAGCUGCUGGGACAGGUGGUGUCCCAGGAAAGGCCUGACCUGGAGGCCCUAAAGAUGGAGCUCACAACACAGCAGAACAUCUUCAAGAUUGAGCUCAAGAAUUUGGAGGAUGACCUGCUGAGUUGCCUCUCUGCAGCUCGUGGCAAUUUUCUUGGUGAUAUUUCGCUGGUAGAGCAUCUUGAAAACACCAAGACCACGGCCACUCACAUUGAGUACAAGGUGGUGGAGGCCAGAGAGAACGAGACAAAGAUCAACGAGGCUCGAGAACUAUACCGCCCAGCAGCUGAGAGAGCAUCACUCCUCUUCUUCAUCAUCUAUGACCUCAGCAAGAUUAACCCCUUGUACCAGUUCUCUCUCAAGACCUUUAACUUCGUGUUUAACAAAGCAAUGAAGCAGGCGGAAUGGGAUGAGGACGUCAGGACCAGAGUGCACAUCCUCAUGGAGGCCAUUACCUAUUCUGUAUUCCUGUACAUCAGCCAGGGCCUGUUUGAGAGAGACAAGUUAACCUUCUUGUCACACACUGCCUUCCAGAUUUUGCUCAAGCAGGGUCUGAUUAAUGCCCAGGAGUUUGACUUCUUGUUGCGUUUCCCUAUGGAAUCUGGUAAAGUCAGCCCUGUGUCCUUCCUCUCUCCAAAUAUCUGGGGAGCCAUUAAGACAGUGUCUGCAAUGGAGAACUUUGCUGGACUGGAGCGAGACAUAGAGAGCUCACCAAAGCGCUGGAGAAAGAUUAUUGAAUCCACAGUUCCUGAAAAGGAAAGACUUCCCCAGGACUGGAAGAAUAAGAGUUCCCUUCAAAAGCUAAUAAUUCUUAGAGCACUUCGCCCUGACAGGAUGACUUAUGCUCUUAAGAACUUUGUGGAGGAGAGCAUGGGAACAAAAUACAUGAAUAUUGCCAGGGUGGAGUUUUGCAAGUUAUUUGAAGACUGCGGCCCUUCAACUCCUGUGUUCUUUAUCCUCUCGCCUGGAGUGGAUCCACUCAAGGAUGUAGAAAAACUUGGUCUGAAGCUGGGAUUUUCCACCGAGCAGGGCACUUUACACAACGUGUCCUUGGGCCAGGGCCAGGAGGAGGUAGCUGAAAGAGUUCUGAGGCAUGCCUCUGAACUGGGACACUGGGUCAUUCUCCAGAAUAUACACCUGGUGGCCCGCUGGCUGCCUUCUCUGGAAGCGUUUUUGGAGUCGGCAGCAAUGAACAGUCACCACAGCUAUAGAGUGUUCAUUACAGGGGAACCAGCACCUAGCCCGGAGCAGCAUGUAAUUCCCAGAGGCAUACUGGAGAGUGCCAUCAAAAUCACCAAUGAACCUCCCACUGGCAUGAACGCGAGUCUACAUUCAGCUCUCAACAACUUCAGUCAAGACACGCUGGACAUGUGUUCCAGAGAACAGGACUUCAACUCCAUGUGGUUUUCGCUCUGCUUCUUUCACGCCUGCAUUACAGAGCGCCGUAGAUUUGGUCCACAAGGGUGGAAUCGUAACUACCCUUUCAGCACCGGGGACCUCACCAUCGCUGCAAACAUCCUGUACAACUACUUGGAAGCUAACACAAAAGUGCCCUGGGAGGACUUGUGUUAUCUGUUUGGAGAGAUCAUCUACGGAGGACACAUCACAGAUGACUGGGAUAGAAGGCUAUGUCAGACCUAUCUGCAAGAAUAUAUGCAUCCAAAAAUGUUUGAAGAGGAGCUUUUUUUGUGUCUUGGUUUUCUUGCUCCUCCGUUCAUGGACUACAGCGGGUACCACCAAUACAUUGAUGAACAUCUCCCGCCUGAGAAUUCGACUCUGUAUGGUCUACAUCCCAAUACUGAGCUGGAGUGCCUCACUGUCACCUCGGACAACCUCUUGAGGAGUCUCUUGGAACUGCAGCCACAGGAUUCCUCCAGAAGAGAAGGGGCAGCUGACAGCACAGAGGAGAAGGUCAAGUCUGUCAUUGAAGACAUCCUCGAAAAGCUUCCUGAGAAGUAUAACAUGGCAGAGUUGAUCACAAAGACGGCAAAUCGAAAUCCCUACACUUUAGUCUGUUUGCAGGAGUGUGAACGCAUGAAUCUUCUACUAGCAGAAAUAAGGACGUCCCUUGAUGAGCUGGACCUUGGCCUGAAGGGAGAGCUCACCCUCUCUGCCAGCAUGGAGACUCUGCAGUCUGCACUCUACAAUGAUUCUGUCCCAGAGUCCUGGGCCAGGCUGGCUUAUCCAUCCACUAAAUCUCUGGCACUAUGGUUUAGCGACCUAAUCUUUGGCUGCCAUGAGCUGGACAGCUGGACCCAAGACUUUGUUCUACCUGCAGUUGUGUGGCUCCCGGGCCUUUUCAACCCACAGUCCUUUCUCACGGCUGUGUUGCAGAGCAUUGGUCGUAAGAAUCAGUGGCCCCUGGAUAAUAUGACUUUGACUGUGGAUGUAACAAAAAAGACUAAAGAAGACUUCGGACAUCCACCACGGGAGGGUGCCUACAUCCACGGACUGUUCAUGGAAGGUGCACGUUGGGACACUCAGUCUGGAGUCAUCUCUGAGUCCAUUUUAAGGGACUUGACUCCUGCCAUGCCAGUGAUGUACGUUAGAGCUGUGCCUGCAGAAGAGCGAGUUCUUAAAAGUACUUACAAGUGUCCAGUGUAUCGCACUAAGCAGCGCGGACACACAUAUGUUUGGACCUUCCACCUGCGAACCACACAUCCUUCUGCUAAGUGGACUGUAGCAGGAGUGGCCCUGCUGCUGUCUGUGUGACAGGCUGUGGGACGGGUAGACAGUAAGUGCUAAGGCAUUACAGGAUAAUAUUUAACUAAAGUAUUCCAAAAGCUGCAUAAAACCAAUAUUUACGGCUUGUAAAUAUACAGUAAAUUAUCAUUGAAGUAGUGCUGUUUAGUGUUUUUGCAUUUAAAACAAUAUAAGCAGCUUUAUCUUGUUGCGUCUUAUGCGACACUGUUGAAUCUCUGUCUCGAGAUGGUUCAAUCUGGUCAUGAUUUGUUGGGAGCUUAUGUCUCCAUCUUAGACCAUGUAAUUCUGGAUAAGGAGCAUAUUUUAUUGGAAGGUCAAGAUUAAAAAAGCUCUUUGGCUGCCCUCUCUGAAC
This is a messenger RNA of Betta splendens (Siamese fighting fish), 14372 nucleotides long. Its product is annotated as dynein axonemal heavy chain 11. The transcript is spliced from 82 exons. The record is from RefSeq and is a predicted model, not a curated record. Gene Ontology annotation, biological process: microtubule-based movement. Gene Ontology annotation, cellular component: dynein complex. Lineage: Eukaryota; Metazoa; Chordata; Actinopteri; Anabantiformes; Osphronemidae. Gene Ontology annotation, molecular function: dynein intermediate chain binding; dynein light intermediate chain binding; ATP binding. Bases 581 to 14029 code for a protein of 4482 amino acids.